Messenger RNA from Sphenostylis stenocarpa, 189 nucleotides. Lineage: Eukaryota; Viridiplantae; Streptophyta; Magnoliopsida; Fabales; Fabaceae. The record is from the annotation of a GenBank genome assembly.
AUGGAGGAGAAGUUUGGAAUGGAGGAGAAGAAUCGAAGUAUGGAGAAUAAAUUAAUGAAGAAGAAGUUCAAGAAGGAGAAGAAGUUAAGGAAUAAGAAGUUUUGGAUGGAGAAGAAUUUAAGGAUAAAGAAGAAAGUAUGGAUGGGGAAGAAGUUUGGGAUGGAGAAGAAGUUAAGGAGGGAGAAAUAG